UCCCGAGGGGCUCCGUGCUGCCUGUCCCGCCCAGGACACCUCGCCCUCGGGGGCUCCGUCUUCUCCAGGGGGGGCAGUGCAGGGUGCCCCUCUUCUCGAUGGGGCGGGCGAAGGUGGCCCCUUUUCUCCCAUAGCCCCUUCUGCAGCCCGGUGUGUGGCACCAGGUACCCAGGAGCACGUUGGGACAGAAAUUAUGGAUCCCUGCUCCUUGUUUGGCCCAGGCAGCUGCUUCUGGAGAGGCCGUGAUUUUGUGUUUGUUAUUGUGUGCUCUGUGUAAUACAGAGGCACCCCUGCUGCAGAUGGGAUGAGGAUCACUGAGAUGCCCAGGAUGACAGCCACAUGAGCCAGGGUUUCCCACUAGCAUGCACUUGGACUUGGUUUUCAUAGGCAGGUGAACAGCUGAGCCGUGUUCCAAUAUGAGCAAACCAGACCAUCUGAGGCUGUUGUAACAUUUUAUAAAUAUGAAAAUGAGAUGUGGAAUUUGAGAUGGUAUAGAGAGUUCACACCAGCCCAUGUUCCCAGAAAGCUGCACAUAUGCAGAAGUUGUAGCUGCUGUUGAUGUGAACACUCUUGCCAAUGAUGUUUAUAGGCACAACUUUCCCAGCACGCCGUUAUGGGCAAAGACUAUUGAGGGCAUAACACUGAAAGAAUUUGAUGGAUUAUCUUUUGAUAUGAUUUUGAUGAGUCCUCCCUGUCAGCCUUUUACAAGAAUUGGCCUGCAAGGUGAUGUGUCUGAUCCACGGACCAAGAGCUUUCUCUAUAUCCUUGAUAUUCUCCCAAGGCUUCAGAAACUUCCAAAAUACUUACUUUUAGAAAAUGUUAAAGGAUUUGAAUCUUCUUCUGCAAGAAAUGAACUUUUGCAAACACUAGCAACAUGUGGAUUUAAAUAUCAGGAAUUUCUCUUGUCCCCAACCUGUCUUGGCAUUCCCAAUUCUAGACUGCGGUAUUUUAUAAUGGCAAAGCUUCACCAAGAACCAUUUUCCUUUCAAGCUCCUGGUCAAAUAUUGACAAGAUUCCCAGAUCAGGAUUCAGAAGAUUUACUCAAGGAAAAAGUUGCUGACAAAGUGGGUGAAACCAGUUCUUCUUUGUCCUCUGAGGAGAAGAAUCUGGAUCCAAACAUUGGUCCAGAUUGCAGCAGCAAGAAGAGUUUACCAAAAGGGGCCUUUCUUUUUAAGCUUGAAACAGUAGAAGAAAUGGAAAGGAAACAUAGUCAGGAUAAUGAUUCCUCUAUUCAAAUGCUGCAAGACUUCUUGGAAGAGGAAAACGAAGAAAUGAGUCAAUAUUUCUUACCACCAAAGUCCUUACUGCGCUAUGCUCUCUUGUUAGACAUUGUCAAACCCACCUGCCGGAGAUCCACGUGCUUUACAAAAGGGUAUGGACACUAUGUAGAAGGGACUGGCUCUGUUCUGCAGACAGCAGUAGAUGUACAGCUUGAAUCAGUGUUUAAACAUAUUGACAAGUUACCAGAAGAAGAGAAGCUUAUGAAAUUGUCUACAUUAAAACUGAGGUACUUUACCCCAAGAGAAAUUGCAAAUCUUCAUGGAUUCCCUUUGGAAUUUGGUUUUCCUGAAAAGGUAACAGUAAAGCAACGCUAUCGUCUUCUGGGAAACAGCCUCAACGUACACGUGGUGGCAAAAUUGAUCUCCAUUCUACUUGAAUAAUUUACAACCUGAAACUGAUGCAUAUGGACUGGUGACAGAAAAUACUUCCAUCUUUUAGGAGAAAGCUGAUGGAACAUGGACAAAUACCAGAGCUUACCAAGAUAUUUGCCCAGACAUUUUGCUGAACAGUUUUGAUAUAUUUUUAAUAACUUGCAUUCAUGAUGGAUUUAAACUGUAUAGGUGGGUUUUUUUAAAUGGCAGUUUACAGGACUUACUUGCUUUAUUUAAAUGUUCUAUUUAGUUUACAGCAGCACAUGCAAGUACUUCAAUGAGAAAGGAAGAUUAUUUUAUUUUACUUUAUUUUAUUUUAUUUUUUUAUCCUAAAACUAUUUUCUCAGUACUGUGUGAAACUGUGUCAAAGCUGUUUCAAUUAGGUGCAGAGAUCAAGUUCUAUGUGUAAAAUGUCUUCAUCUUUAAAUGUAAUUAAUCCAUUCUGAAAAGAUUUACUGUAUGAAAUUUUGAUGUGAUUUUUUUAGCUCGUGAAACUAAUAAAUUCAGUAUUUUAUAUAAAAAAUUUAAGAUGU
Messenger RNA from Serinus canaria (Common canary), 2185 nucleotides. It is a transcript of the gene TRDMT1, whose product is annotated as tRNA aspartic acid methyltransferase 1. NCBI's taxonomy places the organism in Eukaryota, Metazoa, Chordata, Aves, Passeriformes, Fringillidae. Gene Ontology annotation, molecular function: methyltransferase activity. The transcript is spliced from 11 exons. The coding region runs from base 513 to 1661 and encodes 382 amino acids. The record is from RefSeq and is a predicted model, not a curated record.